UUCUUCUUCUUUUAUUUCGUUUUUUGCGCUCUUUUUCUUUUUUUUUCUCGUCCCCUAUUCCGCCGGACCGGAGAGACAUGCGGAUCGCAUAGUCGUUUCACCACGAUAGAGUAUUGUUUUUUUUUUUUUUUUUACAACCGCAUCGCCAGCAAUACUGUCCGCGCCACCCGACGACGACAAUUAAUACACAACGAUACCUGUAGUAGUUGUUGUAAUAAUAAUAAUUAUUAUUAUUAUUUGAUAUUAUCUCGCGACGCCUGCCGCUGCAGCCGUGUUGUUCGACACACGCAGACGUCCUCCGAACGGUUCGCUCCCGAGUCUCGCACCACAGUACAACAGCAUCAUCUGAUCGUCGCCGUCGUCAUCGUUAUUUGUUAGAUUAAUACUAUAACAACGGUCCUCUGUCGGUCGUCGUACGGCCAAUCGUUUCGCCGUAUAAACAACACACAACUGUAGUGUUAUCACCGCCGCCGUCGAUACCGUUUUUUUAGCAGUCGCCGUAAAUUGUCUUAGCACAUUAUUCGAUCACGCCCGGCUCCUUACAAGAUAUACGACCAACAUGUCCGACGAUAAAGUAAUUGGUCACCGGCUACAGAGUUUCAAGCAUAGAGGCAAAACCGAAAUUGAAAGGCGAAGAAUUAGAAGUGAGGCAACCGUUGGGCUAAGAAAAAACAAGCAAGAACAAGAGUUAAUGAAACGUAGAAAUGUUGGUGAAGUAAUGAAUGAUGAUAUAGACUUGGAAAAACCUUUAACUGAACAUGAUCUACGCGCUUUAGUUGAAGAAGCUGGUAGUACUAUUCCAGAUGUACAACUUAAAGCCAUACAGUCUGCAAGGAAAUUGCUUUCAUCUGAUCGCAAUCCACCAAUAGAUGAGCUUAUAAACAGUGAAAUACUUCCUAUUUUGGUUCGUUGUUUAGACGAGCAUAAUAACCCAACAUUACAAUUUGAAGCAGCGUGGGCACUAACCAAUAUUGCUAGUGGUACAUCUAUGCAAACUCAGGCAGUUGUCUCAGCAGGAGCUGUUCCAUUGUUUUUAAAUUUAUUAAAUUCAUCCAAUCAGACAGUUUGUGAACAAGCAGUUUGGGCAUUAGGAAAUAUUAUUGGUGAUGGUCCGCAAUUACGUGACUAUGUUAUAAGUUUGAGUGUUGUGCCAAGAUUACUUCUCUUUAUCAACCCGGCUAUACCAAUAACAUUUAUGCGAAAUGUCACAUGGGUUAUAGUUAACUUGUGCCGAAACAAAGAUCCACCACCAGCACAACAUGUUAUAGAUGAACUUCUUCCUGCUCUUAAUUAUUUGAUUAAUAAUAAAGAUAUUAAUAUUCUUGUUGAUACUGUUUGGGCAAUCAGCUAUUUGACAGAUGGAGGAAACGAUCAAAUUCAGAGAGUUAUUGAUAGUGGUAUAGUACCUAAUCUAAUACCUCUACUGUCACACAAAGAAGUGAAGGUACAAACAGCAGCUUUACGUGCAAUAGGAAAUAUUGUUACUGGAACUGAUGAACAAACACAAAUAGUUCUUGAUGCUGGUGCAUUAUGUCAUUUUCCAGCUUUACUUUCUCAUACAAAAGAAAAAAUAUGCAAGGAAGCUGUUUGGUUCCUCUCAAAUGUUACUGCUGGAAAUCAAGUUCAAGUACAAGCUGUCAUAGACGCUGGUCUAAUACCAAAAAUUAUAACGCAUCUAUCAAAGAGUGAAUUCCAAACACAAAAAGAAGCAGCUUGGGCAAUUACUAAUUUAACUAUCAGUGGAAAUAGUCAACAAGUAGAUUGUGUUAUAAGUGCAGGUGUUGUUGCUCCCCUUUGUGCUCUGUUGUCUUGUCAAGAUAGUCAAGUUAUUCAAGUUGUUUUAGACGGCUUGCAAAAUAUGCUUAAAAUUGCUGGUCCUGAUGUUGACGCCUUAGCUAAUUUGAUUGAAGAAUGUGAAGGCCUUGAUAAAAUUGAACAACUUCAAAAUCAUGAAAGUGUUGAAAUUUACAAAGUUGCAUUUGAUAUCAUUGAGAGAUAUUUCUCAGAGGAAUCGGCUUCACCUACCCAACCUCCGUCAUGCUUCGAAUUCAAUCCGGCUACUACAAACACUCAGUUUAAAUUUUAGUUUUUUUUUUUUUAACAAUUAUUAUUUUUUUUAUACGUAAUAUUGAGUUAGCGCGACUACUUGGAACGAUAAAAUAUUAUACCUGUGAUUUUUAUAAUCAUUCGCGUUGCUUUAAAUUCAAUUUUGAAUCAAUUCAUACUAAUUCAAUUUAAAAUUAUUUUUCCAAAUCCACUUUCAAAUUGAUAGUGAAUCAAUUUGGUAAUUAAAUCUUGGCCAAAACUGAAAGAAGAAGAAGGGAGAAAUUGAGCUUUUAUUGGAAAUAAAAUGUUAAACAUAUUAGCAAAUAUAUAAAAAUAUUUUUUUCAAUA
Messenger RNA from Myzus persicae (green peach aphid), 2394 nucleotides. RefSeq names its product importin subunit alpha-4 (gene Kap-alpha3). The transcript has 11 exons. Gene Ontology annotation, cellular component: cytoplasm; nucleus; nucleoplasm. Gene Ontology annotation, biological process: NLS-bearing protein import into nucleus. Lineage: Eukaryota; Metazoa; Arthropoda; Insecta; Hemiptera; Aphididae. The coding region runs from base 560 to 2086 and encodes 508 amino acids. Gene Ontology annotation, molecular function: protein binding; nuclear import signal receptor activity. The record is from RefSeq and is a predicted model, not a curated record.